AUGUAUUUUCUGUUUUUAUUAUAUAACUAUCAUUAUAUCAACCUUUAUACAUCUAACUAUAUAUAUAUAACUAUAACUAUUCUUUCUUAUAUUUUAUCCUUUCUUUUAUAUAUAUAUACCUCUACCAUAUUUUACUUAUAUACUUAUUAUCCUUACACUUUUUAUACACCUAUUAUAUAUAUAUAUAUAUUAUUUAUUAUAUAUAUUAUAUCCUUUAUAUUAUAUAUCAUAUAUCAUAUCCUUUAUACUUUAUAUACCUUUAAUAUCUUACUUUAUUACUUUAUUACUUUAUUCCUUUAUUCCUUUAUUACUUUAUUCCUAUAUUACUUUAUUCCUUUAUUCCUUUAUUACUUUAUUCCUAUAUUCCUUUAUUACUUUAUUCCUUUAUUCCUUUAUUACUUAAUUAUCUUACUUUACAGUACUCCCCCCCAUUUUUAUACUAAUUUAUUAGAAGUCUUCAAUAGUAUAGCUGGUUAG
Molecule: messenger RNA, 477 nt
Organism: Entamoeba dispar SAW760
Lineage: Eukaryota; Evosea; Mastigamoebida; Endamoebidae
Exons: 1
Coding region: 1-477 (158 amino acids)
Source: RefSeq, a predicted model, not a curated record